CCCUUCCACUUGCAAGUACGUAUACUUCUUGACGUGGAUCGACCGACCAUGGCCAACAAGCUCGCCACUUCGUCCCUCCUCGCCGCGGCCGUCCUCCUCAUGGCGCUCGCCGCCCCCUCACUGGCCGGCGACCCCGACAUGCUCCAGGACAUCUGCGUCGCCGACUACAAAUCCCUCAAGGGCCCACUGCGGCUGAACGGAUUCCCGUGCAAGAGGCCGGAGAACGUGACGGCUUGCGACUUCUUCUCCGGCGCGCUGGCGAGCGCCGGCAACACGGCCAACGCGCUGGGGUCCGCGGUGACGGCGGCGAGCGCGGACACGCUUCCGGGGCUGAACACGCUGGGCGUGUCGCUGUCGCGCAUCGACUACGCGCCGUGGGGCGUGAACCCGCCGCACGUCCACCCGCGCGCCACCGAGGUCAUCUUCGUCCUCCAGGGCUCCCUCGACGUCGGCUUCGUCGCCGCCGCCAGCAACCGCCUGUACGCGCGCACCGUCAGCGCCGGCGAUGUCUUCGUCUUCCCCCGCGGCCUCGUCCACUACCAGAGGAACAGGGGCGGCGACCCCGCCGUCGCCCUCUCCGCCUUCGACAGUCAGCUGCCAGGCACGCAGCCCGUCGCCGAGGCCCUCUUCGGCUCGUCGCCGCCCGUGCCCACCGACGUGCUCGCCAGGAGCUUCCACGUCGACGGAGGACUCGUGGAGGCCAUCAGGUCCAAGUUCCCGCCCAAGUAGAAGUAGACCUUGCCACUGCCAUGCUCAUGCAAUGCAAGCGCCACGUACGUACGUGUACGUAUUAUAUAUACGUACGCUGGUAUUAAUAACAAUCGAGGCGUGGUUUAAUUGAACAAGCACUGUCGCUUUGUAUGAUGUGUAAGGUGGUGUGUUUCUGUCGACGUGCAAAUCCAGAGUAAUGAGUGUCCUGAUUACAUUAAUUGUUGCCUGGAUUAAUACUGUUGCUCUUGCACCAUAGUCCCUUCGAUCCAAAUUACACUUCCUUUCAAUUUAUAAGACAGUUAAGUUUUUUCUA
Molecule: messenger RNA, 1024 nt
Organism: Zea mays
Lineage: Eukaryota; Viridiplantae; Streptophyta; Magnoliopsida; Poales; Poaceae
Product: putative germin-like protein 3-2
Exons: 2
Coding region: 49-729 (226 amino acids)
Molecular function (GO): manganese ion binding
Source: RefSeq, a predicted model, not a curated record